Molecule: messenger RNA, 2704 nt
Organism: Closterium sp. NIES-67
Lineage: Eukaryota; Viridiplantae; Streptophyta; Zygnematophyceae; Desmidiales; Closteriaceae
Source: the annotation of a GenBank genome assembly
AAAGUUUCAUUUGCUAUGAUAUGGCGAGACCACGUGCGUGAUUUUGACGCAUUUGAUACGCUUCUAACGCUAAUACUAACGCUACUAUUAGCGGUAAUACGCACCAGUUGCUUCAGCCCCUUUUCUUGUAUUCUGCUGUCUCUAACACUACUCGCACCGUCAUUAAUUCUCACUUACUCUAGGGUGAAAGCUUACCAAUAUGACGAAGCUGGUAACCAGAUUGCCACGCACUUCGUCCACCCUUCGCCCAUUCAUCGUUACACCCCUUGCCACGUUGCUAAUGCUUGUCGUACUAUCACUGCUCCAAACCGUUAGGGUCACUUUCGGCUAUAGUCACACUCCCUUCCACUGGCACCACCGCCACCGCGGCGUCGAGCCAGGCUUCAACCGACUGGCGGAGGCCCGCGCCGCGGGUGACGUGGAGGACACGUGGGACGUCCUUGCGGGAACGCCGCUGCCGGCGGGAAUGGGGCGACUGCAUAGAGAAGAGGGGGAGACGGGGGAGCAGGAGGGGAAGGAGGAGGGGACGGGGGAGGGAAAGGGGGUGGGGGAAGGAAAAAAGGAGAGGGAGAGAGAAGCGAGAGUAAGAGGGCAGUUGACUGAUGGGUCAAAAGAGAUACUACUGACAGGUGGAGAUGUGACUGUAACGGGAGCUGACGACGGGAGCAGUGGUGCAGAUGGGGUUGGGAACGGUGGGAACGUCGGGAGUGGGAGGGAGUGGGUAGGCUACAAACGCGUACACAGACAGGUUGGGAGAUGGUACAGUGGCGAAUCUCGGAACAGUGGCUCGAUAGCUAUCAGUGGUAGGAAAGAGAACAAUGUAGCCAGUCUCCCUUCGCUGCAAUCACAUUCGGAAAGAACCGGUGCAGCAGCAAUAGCAGCAGCAGAAGCAGCGGCAGAAGCAGAAGCAACAGCAGUCGUGGACACAGGAACAGCAGGGGUCAAAGCGUCCACGUCAGGGCCACCCUUUUCCACGCCAGCAGCGGCUGGAACAGUCGGGAAAUGCUCCCCAGUGAAGACAGCUGUCCGAAUCGCGGUGACCAAACCGGCGGAUAUUCUGCAGCGAACGAAGCACGACCCGACGAAAACCGUCGUGCUGACGCUGCAGAAUAGCAUCGUGCUUACCAAAGGAAUUCUCUUUGGUAAGCUUUUCUCCUGUACGAUUUUUCAAUCCGCUAAGUUUGGCGCUUAUACGGUCUCGUAUCCAGGGGACAAUCAGCCGGCGAUUAGGGUGUACAACACCAGCAACGUGCUAAUUAUGGGGAUAAACUUCGUGGUCAAGACCAAGUUCGAAUCUCCCGCCUGCCCGCUCGAGAUGCCCGAGCUGGGAAAAGGCGUCAUCUGCCCGACCGUCUGGGUGUACGGAUCGUACGGCGUGCAGAUCGCCAAGGGAUACGUGUACGGUCGGAUCGACGUGUACCGAUCUAUGAAGUCGCGAAUCGACAGCAUGAAAGUAACCGGCGUGUGGGAUUUCGCGAAGAGCAACGGCGUGCUAAGAGUCGGGAUCAGCGGGAUCGGAACGCAGCUGGUAAAAUCGGGAAUCGCGGUUUCGAAUAAUGUUGUUUUCGGAGCGGAUACCCCGCUGGUGGUGUAUAACGGAGCCGUGGGAGUUAAGGUUGUGCAUAACUACGUGCAUACUUACGGCUUUGCGGGGAUUAGGUGCGGCGCAGACGUGCGCAAUCAAGGGGACUGCAUGUUAGGGUUCAUAGGAUAUAACUACGUGUAUAGUAGGCUGAGGAAUAUGACUGGAGCGGCGGAUUCGGCGGGGAUAUACUACUGCACGCAUUGGUUUAACCCAGGUAACAGGGCUCGGUGUAACUAUGUGAAAGGGGGCGACCACUGUUACUACUUGGAUUACAACACUUCGGGAGUGAAGGUGCUGGGCGGAGUGUGCUACGACAAUUGGGAUGGGCUCAAAGUGAACAACGGGAAAUACAACUACCUCAAACACGUGUUGGUGGUUAACGCACUCAAGGCCCCUGGCUGGUGCACCUGUCUCACCCCUACUGUCAACAACUGCAACAAGUUUCCUGGAAACUACUGGGAGAACAUGCGGCUCAAGUACUACAACACACCCACAUUCAACACACGCUGGCCCUGGUUCACUACAGUGUGCAACACGACUCAUGUAAACGGAGUGUACUGUAACAUGAAGGGGAACAUUUCCAACCCUUAUCUUCCCUGGGAGACCGGCAAGUGCAGCGGAUUGGCUACUAACAACUACCUCGAUAUAAUAAUAGUCAACGGGAGCAACAAGCCGAUGGAGUAUCGCUAUUGCGAGCGAUCGCCCGCGAUGCCGCUUUUGAACCAGCAUUAUUUCGUCAACGUCACAUUACAGGACGUGCCAAAGCUACAGUUCAAGAACUGGAGAGCGGGCAAUUUUGAAGUGCCUAAAACGUCGCUUAUCUAUAAGCGCCGGCCCAGGUUCAUUAACUGCAAGCAGCAGCAGUAUGGGCCAAGGAAGGUGGAUAAUAGUUUCUACAUGAAGAAUUUCAACAUCCCAAAGCCAGUAUGGAUGGAUGCGCUACUUGCUAUGAGAACUCUUCACAUACACGACUCAGUAGGAUGGCCUUGACAUACCGUAUUCCCCCGGAUAUACGCACCGCCAGCUAAAACGCACCAUGGUGCGUAUAUCCGGAGGGGUGCCAUAUCGGAUGUGCCAAUGAUACGCACCCCCCCAUUUUCCAGAUUCUAAUCCCUAUAC